Molecule: messenger RNA, 549 nt
Organism: Trematosphaeria pertusa
Lineage: Eukaryota; Fungi; Ascomycota; Dothideomycetes; Pleosporales; Trematosphaeriaceae
Exons: 3
Coding region: 1-549 (182 amino acids)
Source: RefSeq, a predicted model, not a curated record
AUGGCCAAAGUAGUCCCCAAUGAGUUCCUUUCAUAUCCGUCUCCUUACAGUUGUCCAGGUUCUCUCUUUAUCGGAUCGAUCCAGCGCAAUCGUCUUACCUAUGUCGACUCAACCCGCUCGACUGUUGCACCUUCCAGUACGGAAGUCUGCGCUUUUGUUGCUUGCUCACAGUCCGGAGAUCUUCCGGCAUGUUUUGAAGAAGGGAGACCGGGCUUUGCAUGUCGGCCUGUGGUAUUCAUUGAGGAGUUGAGUUCUGCUCAGUUCACUAGCACGGCGACCGUUACAGCGGGGCUAACCUUUGCCGCCGCAACGAUUCUGGCCAGUCCCACCACUGUGGCCUCUCAGGUCAACCGUGUGCUGAACACUAUGCUUUAUGAAAACAAACCAGUGUACAUCGGGGUUUCGGUCGCUGUAGCUGGGCAAAUGAUGCCGGCGACAUCGGUUUCGCAAGGUCCAGGCUCUUCGGCGGCAGGCACCGCGGGCUCAGCUGCUCCGGGAACUCAGGACAACGCCGCCAACGCUGGUGUUGCUAUGUCAUUCAUCCGCUAG